Messenger RNA from Leishmania braziliensis MHOM/BR/75/M2904, 819 nucleotides. RefSeq names its product putative c2 domain protein. NCBI's taxonomy places the organism in Eukaryota, Euglenozoa, Kinetoplastea, Trypanosomatida, Trypanosomatidae. The transcript has a single exon. The coding region runs from base 1 to 819 and encodes 272 amino acids. The record is from RefSeq and is a predicted model, not a curated record.
AUGGGCCGUCUUGAGAUUCGCGUCUGCGGGGCCCGCAAUGUGGCCAACCUGCAGAAGGUUGGCAAACCCGACCCGUACGUGAAGAUUAAGGUGGGCGACAAGAAGAAGUCUCAAAUCAGAUACAAGACUCGGGUCGCUGAGAACACCCUUUACCCCGUGUGGAAUGAGCUCUUCAAGUUUCAGGUCGCAGACUACGACUCGACGCAGGUAUUGUUCGAACUGUGGAAUGACAACGUCAUCGUGGACGACCUCCUUGGUCACUACAGUCUCUCCCUCAAUGGCCUAACCCGCGGCGUCGUAGUCGAUACCUGGGUGAUUCUUGUGGGCACGAAGGUCUCCUCUUCGGAGCUGCACUUGCGUAUCCUCGCUGCUGACUUUGGCUGUGAUCCGCAGCCUGGCGACCGGGUCGUCAGAUCGCUAGAGGAGGACAACAUAACAACGCCGAUGAGCCAGAUAUACCGUCCCCCGAAGAACUUCUCGCCGCAACCGCAGGGAGUUGGACUGCAGUCGUACCCCGUUGCUCCGCUAAGGCCACCGCAGCCGCUGGUGUACGGGGCCCCAGUUGCACCGAUGCCGCAUGGACAGUGCACAUACUUCGCUACACCACCGCAGCCACAGGGAUACUCCUACGGCGCUGCUCCGGCACCGCCAAACUACGGCUAUGGUGCACCGUCGCCCCCGCAGCCGAUGUAUGGUGCUCCACUGCCGCCGCAGCAGCUGCCGUACCCUGGCGGGCCUUCGCCACCCCAAAUUUAUGGUUCCCCACCACCGCCACCGCGGCCGGCGCAGAUGGCCUAUGGCAUCCCGCCAGACAUGUGA